AUGGCUCCUCUCGGAUACCUCUUGGUGCUCUGCAGCCUGAAGCAGGCGCUGGGCAGCUACCCGAUCUGGUGGUCCUUGGCCGUGGGACCCCAGUACUCCUCCCUGAGCACUCAGCCGAUCCUCUGUGCCAGCAUCCCAGGCCUGGUACCCAAGCAACUGCGCUUCUGCAGGAACUACGUGGAGAUCAUGCCCAGCGUGGCUGAGGGUGUCAAGGCUGGCAUCCAGGAGUGCCAGCACCAGUUCCGAGGCCGGCGUUGGAACUGCACCACUGUCAGCAACAGCCUGGCAAUCUUUGGCCCUGUUCUAGACAAAGCCACCCGAGAGUCGGCCUUUGUCCACGCCAUUGCCUCUGCUGGAGUGGCCUUUGCAGUGACACGCUCCUGUGCUGAGGGCUCAGCUGCCAUCUGUGGGUGCAGCAGCCGCCUCCAGGGCUCCCCGGGCGAGGGCUGGAAGUGGGGCGGCUGUAGUGAAGACAUUGAAUUUGGCGGGAUGGUGUCUCGGGAGUUUGCUGAUGCCAGGGAGAAUCGGCCAGAUGCCCGCUCUGCCAUGAACCGUCACAACAACGAGGCUGGGCGCCAGGCGAUCGCCAGUCACAUGCACCUCAAGUGUAAGUGCCACGGACUCUCCGGCAGCUGCGAAGUGAAGACCUGCUGGUGGUCGCAGCCGGACUUCCGCACCAUCGGGGACUUCCUCAAGGACAAAUACGACAGCGCCUCGGAGAUGGUGGUGGAGAAACACCGGGAGUCUCGUGGCUGGGUGGAGACCCUGAGGCCACGUUACACGUACUUCAAGGUGCCAACAGAGCGCGACCUGGUCUACUACGAGGCCUCACCCAACUUCUGCGAGCCGAACCCGGAGACCGGCUCCUUCGGGACGCGUGACCGCACGUGCAACGUGAGCUCGCACGGCAUAGACGGCUGCGACCUGCUGUGCUGCGGGCGCGGCCACAACGCGCGCACCGAGCGAAGGCGGGAGAAGUGUCACUGUGUUUUCCACUGGUGCUGCUACGUCAGCUGCCAGGAGUGCACACGCGUCUAUGACGUGCACACCUGCAAGUAG
Molecule: messenger RNA, 1059 nt
Organism: Psammomys obesus (fat sand rat)
Lineage: Eukaryota; Metazoa; Chordata; Mammalia; Rodentia; Muridae
Gene: Wnt3a
Product: Wnt family member 3A
Exons: 4
Coding region: 1-1059 (352 amino acids)
Biological process (GO): cell fate commitment; multicellular organism development; canonical Wnt signaling pathway
Cellular component (GO): extracellular region
Molecular function (GO): cytokine activity; frizzled binding
Source: RefSeq, a predicted model, not a curated record